This is a messenger RNA of Menidia menidia (Atlantic silverside), 4842 nucleotides long. Lineage: Eukaryota; Metazoa; Chordata; Actinopteri; Atheriniformes; Atherinopsidae. The record is from the annotation of a GenBank genome assembly.
UUUUGUGCAGAGGGCGGGGGCGCGUCUGUGCAGUCUUGCAGCAGAGAUUCUGGGCAGACCUGGCGGUUUAAUGGUGUCAGGAGGUAGUUGAGAGGGAGCGCGCAGGAGAGCGCGUAAACGGCCAUCCAAAGUCAGUGAAAUCCGAGGGAAAACUUAACUCACCUGCUCAGAAGAAGCUCUCUUUCUCUCAUUUUUAGGGGGGAACGGCACGCGGCUCUCUGUUCUCCAGGAUGGAGCGUUUAUGGGCUUGCGCCUACUCUUCUGGGAUGUUUAUGCUGGGGGUGCUCUGUGUGCUCUGGCCGGCGCCAAAAGGAGUUCUGAGUUUUAAUCUUUACGCGGAGCAUCCUACGGUUUACAGAGGACCUGCUGGCAGUUAUUUCGGUUAUUCUGUGGAUUUCUAUCAAGCUACCAGCGACAGGAACACGAUCACUGUGCUGGUGGGGGCUCCAAAAGCCAACACAUCUCAGCCGGGCAUCGUGGAGGCUGGAGCUGUCUAUUACUGCCCCUGGCCCGGACAGCCUGAUAGCUGCAGUCAGAUUCCUUUUGACAAUUCCAACAACCGAAUGAUUAAGGUGAACGGCACCAGAGAACCUCUGGAGUUUAAGUCCCACCAGUGGUUUGGAGCUUCGGUCAGGACGCACAAAGGAAAAGUGGUGGCAUGCGCUCCACUCUACCACUGGCGGACAGUGAAGAGAGACGGGGAGAAAGACCCCGUGGGGACCUGCUAUGUGGCUGUCCAGAAUUUCAGCGCCUACGCAGAGUACUCGCCCUGCAGGACCAAUGAUCCAGACCCAGAAGGACAGGGAUUCUGCCAGGCUGGGUUCAGUGUGGAUUUCACCAAGGAGGGAAAGCUGGUUGUAGGAGGACCUGGAAGCUUUUACUGGCAAGGUCAGGUGAUUACAGCAGGAAUAGCCGAGAUACUGAAUGGCUACUCUCUAAAGGCUGUACUGAGACAGGUUCCAGGAGAGAAGCAAACCGGGGCUGCUGAGGACACAAACGACGACAGCUACCUUGGAUACUCUGUGGCAGUGGGAGAGUUUACAGGAGACUCUGAACAAGAGCUCAUAGCUGGUGUUCCAAGAGGAGCACAGAACUUUGGAUAUGUAGCAAUGAUCAACUCUACUAACCUGACUUUCAUCCAGAACUUCACAGGGGAACAGAUGGCCUCUUAUUAUGGUUACUCAGUGGCUGUCACUGACUUAAAUGGAGAUGGAAUGGAUGAUAUACUGGUUGGAGCACCCCUCUACAUGGAGAGGGAGAUGGAGAGCAAACCCAGAGAGGUGGGAAGAGUCUACCUGUAUCUGCAGCUGGCUCCACUCGCUUUUUCCAAACCAGUUGCUCUCACAGGGACCUACACUUUUGGGCGCUUUGGAACAGCUAUUGCACCCCUGGGGGACCUCAACCAGGAUGGAUACAAUGACGUGGCGGUGGGCUGUCCAUUUGGAGGCGAGGACCGAGGAGGGAGGGUAUUGAUCUUUAAUGGUCAAAGAGACAUAUCCACCCAAAGUCUGAGGCUGAGCCAAGAGCUGAGAGCUGCCUGGAACCCCGGUGACAGUUUGCCCGGUUAUGGAUUUACUCUCAGAGGGGGCCAGGACCUGGACAACAAUCAGUAUCCAGAUCUGAUUGUGGGGGCUUUUGGUGCAGGGGAGGUGUCAGUGUACAGGUCCCAGGCUGUAGUUUCAGUGGAAGCAUCCAUGAUUUUGACUCCCAGAAUCCUGAAUCCUGAGGAUCGACAGUGUCUUCUACCUCAGACCAGUCUAAUGGUUACCUGCCUGAAAGUUGAGGUGUGUGCAGCUGUGAGCGGCAUGGGGAUACCCAACACUGUUGUACUGAGGGCCGAGCUGCAGCUGGAUUGGUUAAAAGGCAGCAGAGGUGGAGUUAAAAGAGUUCUCUUCCUGGACUCCCAGCAGCCGCAGACCACGGGACUCCUAAGGCUUGGCAACAACCGCCCACAUGCAUGCCUGAGCUACAUGAUUUAUCUGCGAGAGGAGGACGAGUUCAGAGACAAACUGACCCCCAUCUCCCUGGCUCUGAACUACAGCCUGGCACCACCUUCUCAUGACCAAGCCCUCCCACCUGUACUCAACCAGUACAGUAGCACCUUCGUUCAAGAGCAUGCUUACAUCCUCCUGGACUGUGGCGAUGACAAUAUCUGUGUCCCCGACCUUCAGCUCUCUGCCAGCAUGGAUCGCGCCGAGCUGGUGAUUGGCGAUGACAACCUGGUCAUGUUGACCAUCAGCGCCUGGAACCGAGGAGAAGGAGCCUACGAGACCGAGCUGUACACCCUGAUACCGCCAGAGGCCGACUACAUUGGAGUUGAACGGAGGGUGGAGUCUCUUUCUCAGCUUAACUGCGAGUACAAGAUGAUCAAUGAGUCCAGGAUGGUGGUGUGCGACCUCGGGAACCCAAUGGUGACCGGGACAGAGCUGUCUGUUGGUUUGAGGUUUUCGGUCCAAAGGUUAGAAGAUGCUGGACCGAAAAUCAGCUUUGAACUGCAGAUCCACAGCUCCAACAAAGAUAACUCUGACAGCAACCUGGUCAGCUUGAAUCUGUCCAUUGUUGCCAGUCCUGGGCUCAAUUUAAGAGGGGUGUCACAUCCCUCUCAGGUGGUUCUGCCAUUCCCAAAUUGGGAACCUAAAGAGAAGCCUGUCAAAGAGGACGAUGUUGGACCACAAGUGACGCACAUCUACGAGCUCCACAACUUAGGUCCCAGCAGUAUUGGGGAGGCUGAGCUUCAAGUCGGCUGGCCUUCUCGUUUCCGUGAUGAGAACCUGCUGUAUGCCAUGGAGAUUCAAACUGACGGUCCAAUUAGCUGCCAGACAAACACCAGCCUUAACCCGCAUGGACUUCAGAUCUCAGCUCUCCAGGACACACCUGAGUUGCUGGGUUUCUUGAGAAAUGCGAGCACGCCUCCUCGCCGCCACAAACGGUCUGUCAGCAUCGCCGAGAGCUACAGCAGUAAGACCUUGAACUGCACCAACAUAUCCUGCCUGAGGAUCAUGUGUGUGGUUGGCCGGUUAGAUCGAGGACAGAGCGCCGUGGUUAAGAUCCGAUCCAGACUCUGGGCACACACUUUUCUGCAACGACGUAACGACCCCUACAUGCUCAACUCCACUGUGUCCUUCAUGGUUACAUCUGUGCCCUAUCGCAUCCAACCUGCAACUCUGCCUCAACACAGAAUCUCGCUGGGAACUCUGGUGUUAUGGGGGACCCCCGACGUGUCAUUUGCAGUUCCACUCUGGGUCAUCAUUCUGGCCAUACUGCUCGGGCUGCUGGUACUGGCCAUACUGACAUUAGCCAUGUGGAAGUGUGGUUUCUUUGAUCGGGCACGGCCACCGGCUGAUGAUGACGUUUCUGACCAGGAGAAGUUGACGUCUGAUCAAACAGGGGAUGCCUAAAGACACAAAUUGAAGCGUCUGAUUGGAAGUAUGUGCCUUGGGAAGGAUGUGCACUUCUGAAUAACUUAAAUCAGAUCUGGGAUCUGUGCUAUUUGGACCAACCUUUAUGGAAGGAGGACUUCUGCCGUUUUGUGGACAAAACUGACUGAAAGCCAAGACUGCUGCGCCACACAUCCUGGGACCAGAACAAUCAGGUUCACAGCGGACAGCGGGGGACUAGCACAAAAAACAAGCUAAAUCACACACACGUGUCCAUUGUUCAUAAAUAGCAACAAAGCACCAGAACUGAAGAAGUGGACUUUGUUGGAAAAGCAUUGCUUUAAAUGUUUGUUGUUUCCAUGUGUCUUUGUCAAGGCAACACAAAGAACCUUAAUAUCUAUGCACAAGUGCUUCUGUGAGUUUUGGAGUGUUUGAGGGUGUGUGCAAGCCUGCAGGAGAACAUGCUUUCACUGUAUGGGAUUAGUAGGUGUCACUGUGUUUCAGGUGUUUUGUCUUUCAUCCACAGCUUGAUUUAGUCUAUUCCUGUUCCCUUCAUCCCAGGCAGUGUACUGUAAACUUCUUACACACAUGCAGUUAGAUGCUUAAGCAAAGUGGCACAAAGUCAAAGUGUAUAUUUAUGGAUGUAUGUGCAAUAUUUGAGCGUCGUGUGAAACUGAAGCUUGUUGUUACACUGGCACUAUUUUAUUAGAGCUUCAUGUCUCUGUUGUUUUUGUAUAUACUGUAAGUGUUUGAAUGGUAUAUUAGAUAAUUGAUACUGCUGAAAAACAAAGCAUAUUAAGGUUGAUUUAUCCCACCAAAUAACUUUUGACAGAACCAAAGGGAUGAUACCAAUAACAAAUGAAUAACUUAUUAUAGCCUUAUUAUGAAUGUGGGAUUUUAUAUUUGAGUAAAUACACCUUAACUUCACAGUUAAAAGCCCCUGCUGCUUGUAUAAGUUUCACCUGUUAUUGCCUUUGAUAGGGAUGGGUAAUGAGACCUUAAAAAGCUGCCUGCACCGAACAGUGCAAGUUGACACCAAAACACCUAGUUCAAGAUUGGUUAGUCAGUGCUCAGUGUUCAUGUUAUCAUGAAUGCAUCGUGUUAUUUCGUGUUAUUUGAAUGCAUCACUCAUCUUGAAUGCAUCAUGAACAGGCAGGCGCAACAAAGGGGUGAAGGCAUCAGCGCUGCAUUCAAUGUAAAGCAAAACCUUAAAGUGUAAUAUUUGAGUUCUUAAUUUUGUCAAGUUUUGUCCGAAUAAAGGGUUGUUUGGUAAAUGAAAUUGUGCUUAUGAAGUCACUCAGCUUUAUGUGUUGGUUAUGAUCUCAUUUAAAAUGUCCUCGCACUGUCAAUUUGCAUAAUGUACAAAUCUUGCAUGAUGAUAAUGUUUAAAUACAAUAUUUAGCACUCUUGAUAAUGCACAUGUGAACUUUUAGCUUAUGUUAUGUAACAGAUGUCAUACACUGAU